Coregonus clupeaformis (lake whitefish) is the source of this 574-nucleotide messenger RNA. Its product is annotated as gamma-tubulin complex component 6-like. The record is from RefSeq and is a predicted model, not a curated record. Gene Ontology annotation, biological process: microtubule nucleation; cytoplasmic microtubule organization; meiotic cell cycle. Bases 326 to 574 code for a protein of 82 amino acids. NCBI's taxonomy places the organism in Eukaryota, Metazoa, Chordata, Actinopteri, Salmoniformes, Salmonidae. Gene Ontology annotation, molecular function: microtubule minus-end binding; gamma-tubulin binding. The transcript is spliced from 4 exons. Gene Ontology annotation, cellular component: gamma-tubulin complex; spindle pole; equatorial microtubule organizing center.
UCCUGAGUAAGGAUCUCUAGUACAGUCUCCAUGGAGACAGUUCCCUGGCCCCUAACUUCACCUUCGCCCUGCGCUUCCUCCCUGAGACCUUCCACCCUCACACCCCCGACACUCAACUGCCUGGAGCUACGCCACAAGUCCCUCCUUCUCUCUCUCCCUCCCUUCUGUCUCUCAGGUGGACUGGCCGUUGAACAUCAUCAUCACAGACAGCUGUAUGAACAAGUACAACCGUCUCUUUUCCUUCCUGCUGUAGCUAAAACAUGGUGUGGAGCCUCCGGGACAUCUAGUUCCACCUCGAGGACCGGGGUCUGUUGACAGAGAAGGCAUGAACCUCAUCCACAGCAUCUUCAGUCUGAUCCUGAAGUUCCGGGCCCAGCUGAUAGCACAGCCCUGGGACAACCAGCAAGGGGAGGCAGUGCAUCCAAGCUUCAUCGCCAUGCAGAAGUCAUACAACACCUUCAAAUACUACUCCCACUUCCUCUUUAAAGUGGUGACCAAGCUGGAGAACCGAGGAUAUCAGCCUCACUGGGAGGACUACCCGCACCACAUCAACAACUACUACAAAGACUCCUGA